GACACGCGUAAGGAAGAUGGAUUCCAGGACACAAGGACGUACAUAGAAAUAAAUCAAACUAGCUUCGUUUCCUCGACCCUGUUCAGACGCCAUUUCCAAACAUGAGUUCGUCUCACUUCUACGAUAAUAAAAGACUGAGUGAAAAAAAGAAAACGCAGGUAUGCCGUGGUGCAUUCUUGAAACGUGACUGGUCUAAAGAGCAACCUGAUUACUUCUCAAUGGACGAGUCUUCUUCACCGUUACAAUCCCCAGAGCCGGGCUGCAUCUCCGUGAAGAGCAAAAGGUCUAUAGAACAACCGCCUUCUUUUAAAAAGGAGAACUCUUCAACUUGGGCAAGAUCCCCAGAACCCAGCUGUGUGUCCAUGGAGAGCGACAUGUCUAUAGAGCAACCAGUUUCUUUCCAAAAGGAGGAAUCGAGUAAGACGUACGAAAGAGCCAAAGUGUUUACUGAAGAGUGUUUCGACAAUUUCAAGGAGGUGGAGCGUAAUGUUCAUGCCCUGAUAACGGAAGAGCUAAAUAUUGUCAGGAACAUGCUGUUUCCAGCUUACCCAGCAUGCUCCGAGAGCGAGGUGAAGGAUGAAGACAAGCAGGACAGUGUGAAGCGGGCUGUACUGAAAAUCACACUGCAUGUCCUGAGAAACAUGGAACUCCAUGACCAGGCGAACACACUACAGAGCAAAAUGAUUCCCAUGUGCCAGAAGAAAUUAAAAUCUACUCUGAAGAGAAAAUUCCAGUGCAUCAGUGAAGGACUGUCAAAACUCGGGAACUCAACACUUCUGGCCGAGAUCUUCACAGAGCUCUACAUCACAGAAGGUGAUAGCGGAGAGAUCAACAAUGAGCAUGAAGUGAGACAGAUUGAGGCCAAAGCCGUGAGAGCAGGAAGCGAAGACACACCGAUCAAAUGCAAUGACCUUUUUAACCCUUCACCUGGAACAAACAAAUCCAUCAGGACUGUCCUGACCAAAGGAGUUGCCGGAAUUGGAAAGACGAUCUCGGUGCAAAAAUUCAUCUUGGACUGGGCUGAAGGAAAAGCGAAUGAGGACAUCCACUUUAUAUUUCCACUUCCAUUUAGGGAGCUGAAUCUGAUGAAGGAGAAAACACUCAGUCUGAUGGAACUUCUUUGUCACUUUUUUCCAGAAACAUCAGACUUACAUGAUUAUGAAUCGUACAAGGUUUUGUUUAUUUUCGAUGGUUUGGAUGAAACUCGUCUUCCUUUGGACUUUCAGAACAAUGAGAUCUUGCAGGACAGAACAGAACCUGCCUCUGUGGAUGUGUUGCUGACAAAUCUAAUUAAAGGGAAUCUACUUUCAUCUGCUCUCCUUUGGAUAACAUCACGACCUGCAGCAGCUCAUCAGAUCCCCCCAAAUUGUGUUGACCUGGUUGCGGAGGUAAGAGGGUUCACCGACCCUCAGAAGGAGGAAUACUUCAUGAAGAAAAUUGCUGACCCCGGAAUAGCUAACAAAAUCGUCUCACACCUGAGAUCAACGAGGAGCCUGUAUAUCAUGUGCCACAUCCCAGUCUUCUGCUGGAUUACAGCAACUGUUCUAGAGAGAAUGUUCAGCGAAGCAGAGAGCAAGGACAUCCCGAAGACUUUGACACAAAUGUUCAUAUACUUCCUGAUUUAUCAGAGUAAGCACAGAGCUCAAAGAUACAAUCAAAAUACUGAAAUGGGUUUCCAACAAACUAGGGACAGAAUUCUCGAUUUAGGAAAGCUUGCUUUUCAGCAACUGAAAAAAGGCAACCUGAUCUUCUAUGAGGAUGACCUAGUGGAUUGUGGCAUAGACGUCAAAGAAGUGUCCGUUCACUCUGGUAUGUGCACUGAGAUCUUCAGGGAGGAGUUUGGACUCUAUCUGGGGAGGGUGUACUGCUUUGUGCAUCUCAGUGUCCAGGAGUUUCUGGCUGCUUUGUAUGUAUUCAUAACCUGCAUGUCUAGCAUCACUGAACAAUCAGAUGUUGUCAAGAACUCAGCCUUGACUGACCUCCUCAAAAAAUCAGUGAACAAAGCCUUACAAAGCAAGAAUGGACAUCUAGACCUUUUCCUUCGCUUUCUUCUUGGGAUUUCACUGAACUCCAAUCAGGCUCUUCUGCGUGGUUUAAUAACACCAUUGGAAACCUCUCAUAGCAAAGAGGAAACGGUCAUGUUCAUCAAAGAGAAGAUCAAGGAGAAUCCCUCUCCCGAGAAAUCUAUUAAUCUGUUCCACUGUCUGAAUGAAUUGAACGACCAGUCUCUAGUUGAGGAGGUCCAGAAGUAUGUGAACAGCAAAGGUGUCAAAUGUCUGUCUGGAGUUAGUUUCUCUCCAGCUCAGUGGUCAGCUCUGGUGUUUGUGAUGCUGAACUCAGAGGAAAAGUUGGAUGAGUUUAACCUUGAUAAAUAUGAUCGAUCAGAGCAGUGUUUCCUCAGGCUGUUGCCAGUCAUCCAAGCUUCUAGAAAAGUUGUUCUAUGUUGGUGCAAUCUUUCACUGACCAGCUGUAAAGAACUGACCUCUGCUCUCUGCUCGAACUCCUCAAAUGUGAGAGAGCUCGACCUGAGCUGCAACGACCUUUUCAAUGCAGGAGUCAAGAUUCUCUGCAAAGCUCUAGAAAAUCCACACUGUAAACUGAAAAGUCUAAGGCUGUGUGGUUGUAAAAUCACAGAGAAGAGCUGUGGAAUUCUGGCUUCAGUUUUAAACUCUAAUGAGAGUUUGCGAAAACUGAAUCUGAGUAACAACGCAGUGAGGGACUCAGGAAUAAAUCUGUUAUGUACUGCACUGGACAAUCCAAAGUGUAGACUGGAAACCUUGAAUUUAAGUUGUUGUAAUCUCACAAAGCAAAGCUGUGAAUUCCUAGCAUCAGCUCUCAGCUCAAACUACUCAAGUCUCAGAAAUCUGAACCUGAGCAACAAUAGUCUAAAGGAUGCAGGACUCAAGAUGCUGUCUACUCUAUACAAGAUCACAGAUUGUAAACUUGAGGUACUAAAGCUCCAGGCUUGCCAUCUCACAGAGGAAAGUUGUUCAGCCCUGGGGUUCAUUCUUAAAUCAGCUUCUUGCAGGUUGCACACACUGGACCUGAGUAACAACAAUCUGCAGAACUCCGUGAUAGACGUUCUUUCUGCUGCGAAGAUCAAUCCACAUUGCAGACUGGAGACCCUGAGGUUACAGGGUUGCAAUCUCACCGAGAAGAGCUGUUUAGCCCUGGCUAUUCUGCUCCACUCGAAACUGACACGGCUCGAUCUGGGGAACAACAAUCUGCGUGACUCAGGAGUGAAGCUGCUCUGCGAGGGAAUAAAGAACUCACAGUGCAAGCUAGAGAUGCUCAGACUGUUUCAGUGCGGGAUCACAGAUGAAGGCUGCGCGGCGUUGGUUUCAGCCCUGAUGUCGAACCCGUCACAUCUCAGAGAGCUGAACCUUGAUGGGAACAGUGUGACAGAGUCAGGCCUGAGUGUGCUGUUUGCUUUAGUGCAAGAUCCUGACUGCUCUUUGGAGAAAUUGGAAUACGCACACAUGUGACCCAGGUGGCUAACGUCAGAAACAUCGCUAGCUGAGAGCAAAUACAUAGAUUAAUUAAAUAAAAAAACUUAAUAACCAAUUAAUUAAAUAAUAAUGAACUCAGCUAGUGACUUUUAUUACACAGGAACAAUAUAGUGUACAAAUAAAUAAAAUAAUUUAUGCUAAUCAGUUCCACAUAAAUAAAUAAAAAACAGAAAAAAUCCUAAUGAUGAUGUUUCGUAAUAGGGGUUGUGAGUAACUAAAAAUGAACCAUGAGACCUUUUAGGGUGUGUUGUGUGACUAAACUUUACCACCGUUAUCUUCUGAAACGAAAAUGAAAGACAAAACAACAACAACAACAAAAACUGCGCACUUUAGUGUCAAAUGUGUUGAGUUUGUGUUUCAUGUAAUCUUUUGUCUUGUAACACUACGAGUCCACACAUUUAAUGUGCUAUGAUUCUACCAACCAAAAGAUGAUGAAAUGUUCACACUUAUUCCAGCAACACACCAGAUACACUCGGAACUACACGCACUACUGGCAAUUAACUGUUAAACUCACUGCCCUUAACCGUCCACUAGAGGGCACUAGAUAGGUUGCUAGAAAAAGAAACUAGGCACGAAAAGAGGAUAUAGAAGAGAGAGAGAGAGAGAGAGAGAGAGAGAAGGAAGGAAGGAAGGAAACAGAUACUGUCUUUGUUAUCACCACAGCACAAAAAUGCUGUCUUUUUUAGUGUUAAACUUGAGCUUGUCUUGAGGAGCUCAUUUGAUUUGCCCCAUGGACACUUUCCUACUGCCCCAGUGGUAGAACGAUGGGUUCUAACCGUACAGUAGUUUAGGAUUUUUCUUCCUGUCUAAUUUUUCCUUCCAUAUAUAUAUUUCAUUCUAUUCUUGUAGUAAAUACUAAAUGUUAUAGGUUAAAGUUAAGUUAAAUACACAGCAAGGUUUUAAUACUGAAGUCAGAACCAUAUAAUAUACAUAAUUAUGACACUGUUUAUUAAUUAAAUAAUUAAUUAAUAAUUAAAUUCCUUUAUAUUGCUUGAAUAGAUUUUCCAUCAGAGCAUACACAUCUAAAUCAGAGACAGAGACAGAACAUGAGAAUGAUUUUCACCAGGAGAAGAAAAGAAAAAAGGAACAAGCUAGACCUGGAUCAACAAGAUCACGCAGACAGGAUCAAGCUAUACCGCUUGUGCAUUUAUUUUUUGAAUGGUUGUAAAUGUACAUAAUCACACCAAAGCUUCCAGUGAGAUGUCGUCUUCUAGCGGACACAAUAUUAGCAAAGUCUACAACACAAAGCGUUGAGAGAAAGUCUCUACCCUCUCUGCAGGACAACUGUGUAACACUUGUUUAGGGUUAGUUUAUAGUUUACGGUAGUGCUAGUUUGUAGAUUAGCCUGGCUAACUAUCAUGGUGUAGUAUGUUUUUUUUGUAGUGCUAACUUGUGUGCUAGUCGGUUUACUACACACCACUAAUAGAAUUCCAUGAUAUUCCACUGAAUGGUUAUCAUUUUGUAACUCACCCUCACUACCCUUGCACUGUUUCCCUCCACACUUGGUUCAACAGCAAUAAUUUGCGUAAGCUUUGAAUUAAUAGCUGUGCCUUAGCAUUUUUACUGAUGUUAAUAAAGAGCUUUAGGAUUCUAUUAGCUGUUGCUUUGGUUAGCAUUAGCAUGACCAGGCACGUUCGCAAUAGAUUGUGAAUUUGGGGCAGCCAAUGGCGAACACCAGCGUGAUAAUUCUGAGACAGAAGUGUGAACUUAUUUCACACUGCGCUGCUGAUCAUGUGGGCAGAGUGAAGACGAGACGCAAUUUACUUUUCUUGUUUAGUCGCGGAGGAGUCUGAAGAUAUUUCAUUUUUACGAACUUAACUUUUUAAAUAAUUCUUUUGAUCGUGUAAACCUGCUUUGCGACAAUGACAAUUGUUGAAGCACUAUACAAAUAAAAUUAAACUGAAUUGAA
This is a messenger RNA of Clarias gariepinus (North African catfish), 5418 nucleotides long. RefSeq names its product NACHT, LRR and PYD domains-containing protein 12-like. Lineage: Eukaryota; Metazoa; Chordata; Actinopteri; Siluriformes; Clariidae. The coding region runs from base 102 to 3485 and encodes 1127 amino acids. Gene Ontology annotation, molecular function: protein binding. The record is from RefSeq and is a predicted model, not a curated record. The transcript has 14 exons.